UCUUCAAGCGCGAUCCAGUCGUAGUGCGGCGUCUGAUAACUUAACACAGUCUGUGCCCAGGUGGUGCGAAGUUAAGGUCAUUUUGUUUUCUAACAAAAGAGAACGAACUGGACAGGGGUGACGGGAGAGUAUAAUGGUAUUUUUAACGUUAUCUUGCUGGAUCCGCAACCGUGGACCCGACAGGUUCUGGAAAGUACAGGAGCUGCUUAAACAUGCGCGGCACUUCAGAGGGAGGAAGAACCGCUGCUACAAACUGGCCGUGCUGUCCGUCAGGAGGGCUUUCGUCUACGCCACCAAAAGUCGAAAGCUUAAGAAGCGCAACAUGAGGACGCUGUGGAUCACACGCAUUGCAGCCGCAACACGAGAGCACAGCAUGAAGUAUCCUGCCCUCAUGCACAACCUCAACAAGUGCAGCGUUCAGCUUAACCGUCGCGUAAUCAGCGAGAUUGCCAUCACGGAGCCUCGGACCUUCCUGUCGCUGGCGAAGCUGGCUCGAGCUCGACAGCAGGAAGGUUUCCGAGCGGCGCUGGGAGACGGCAAAGAGCCUCCAGGUGUCCUCUCCAGAGUUAUGCUGCAGUAAAGACUCACUACCGUCAUGGAUUCAAGGAUCUGUGUUGUUCAGAGACAUCAACUUUACUUUUGACAUUUCAUCUGUAUGUUUCAGAUGUAAAAUAUCUUAAAAAUCAUAUUUCCUCAUGUGCUGCUUCAUCAGAAAGAUAAAGUCAGUCUCGUGUGUGUCAGUCAGAUGUCACUCUUGUUGAUAAUCUUCCUUGGAUUCCUGAAGAACUUGUGAUGUUUGCCACUGGAUGAAGUAAAAAGUUUGUUCUUGAAACAAAGUUAACAUGGACGUCUUUCAGUGCUGGGGUCCCAACAACAUGGAAAUGUUUGCUUUAAAAUACAUGACAACAAUGCAACAAAAAAGUGUCCAAAACAUCUUUAAUGGAGAAUAUCUUCACUCAGGCAAGACUAGGUUUGAAUUUGCAACCUACAACUUUUGAUUUGAUUCUACUUUUUGUUUCACUGUGUAUAUUAUUUCUUGUGGUGAAGAUGUAAAGCUGUUUUAUUCAUUAAACUUUUUAUAUAUAAUGAAAUUGA
Molecule: messenger RNA, 1095 nt
Organism: Poeciliopsis prolifica (blackstripe livebearer)
Lineage: Eukaryota; Metazoa; Chordata; Actinopteri; Cyprinodontiformes; Poeciliidae
Gene: mrpl20
Product: mitochondrial ribosomal protein L20
Exons: 4
Coding region: 134-580 (148 amino acids)
Biological process (GO): translation; ribosomal large subunit assembly
Cellular component (GO): ribosome
Molecular function (GO): structural constituent of ribosome; rRNA binding
Source: RefSeq, a predicted model, not a curated record